Messenger RNA from Onthophagus taurus, 4690 nucleotides. RefSeq names its product Enhancer of Polycomb (gene E(Pc)). Gene Ontology annotation, cellular component: NuA4 histone acetyltransferase complex. The record is from RefSeq and is a predicted model, not a curated record. NCBI's taxonomy places the organism in Eukaryota, Metazoa, Arthropoda, Insecta, Coleoptera, Scarabaeidae. Gene Ontology annotation, biological process: regulation of transcription by RNA polymerase II.
ACAGCACGUUGGUAGUAAAUUUCUAUGGUUCCAUGGCAGAGCCGCCAUGAUGGCUUUCCGUAUUACACGCUCAACAUGCAAAGUUUCAAAGUUGUUUUACUGUAUUUGUGACUGAGUGAGUGCAAACAAAAACGAUGGGAACGCACUAGGGGCCUCGAGGAACCGUUUAGUGCCCGUCUCGGGAGUACCGAGACACGGGAAAGUGGCUUUUGGGGGGCAUUUUAUGUUGGCCUUGCCGUGUACUGGGUGCUGUCAACCAAAAUGUCCAAGCUUUCAUUUAGGGCGAGGGCCCUCGAUGCCAGCAAACCAAUGCCCAUCUAUAUGGCCGAGGAACUUCCUGACCUGCCCGAUUACUCGGCCAUCAACCGGGCAGUUCCUCAAAUGCCAUCGGGAAUGGAAAAGGAAGAGGAGUGCGAACAUCAUCUGCAACGGGCUAUUUGUGCGGGUCUCAUCAUCCCGACCCCAGAAGUCUCCGAAAUACCGGACAAAGAUGUGCACGACAGGCUCUAUCCGGCAAACUACAAGCAGCCCAGACAGCUUAUACACAUGCAACCCUUCACUAUGGAACAAGAUAUACCUGACUACGACAUGGACUCUGACGAUGAACGUUGGUUGGACUCGCAAACAAAACGCAUCGAAUUAUCCGCACUGAAAUUUGAAGAAAUGAUGGACCGAUUGGAAAAAAGCAGCGGACAAACGGUGGUGACGUUAAACGAAGCAAAAGCUCUCCUAAAAGAAGACGAUGAUCUCAUUAUUGCAGUAUUCGACUAUUGGUUAAAUAAACGAUUGAAAUUGCAACAUCCGUUAAUUUUGUCUGUAAAAACGGAACACCGAGUAGGAACAGCGGCCAACAAUCCUUACCUAGCGUUUAGACGACGAACCGAAAAGAUGCAAACGCGAAAGAACCGGAAAAAUGACGAGACCUCGUACGAGAAGAUGUUGAAAUUGCGUCGAGAUCUGUCGCGGGCGGUCACGCUUCUCGAUUUCGUGAAACGCCGCGAGAAAAUAAAACGCGAAUACGUCCAUCUGACGGUGGAGAUUUUUGAAAAACGGUACCAAGCUAAAGACUUUAGUGGUGCCAUUAUUUCCGAAUUGUCGGUAAUUAAGGCGCCAAGACCCGCGUUUACUCCGAUCUUUCAGAAUCAUUAUGCUAAUCAGAAUUGGACCAAGAGUAUUAUGAAGGACGAAAUUAUACCGCGUAAGGAAAAACGACAGUACAAGAAACGCAAGCACAAAUCGUUAAGUCACAAUCGAAUGUUGGGGAUUGGUGGAGCUGGUCUUGAAGGUUUAGGUGUUCUUUCUUCUGAUGAAGAACCCAUACCGCAAGCUUCACCUGAACCUGAAGAGGUUGAGGAAGAUGGACAGUUUGCUUUUAGAAGGAACAAACUGUGCAGCUACCAUAUGCCUAUUCCAAUGGGUAACUGGCCGUGGUGUUCAAAAGAAGAAAACGGUUCGGCUGACAAACGUUACCGAUACACGCUAACGUCAUUGUCCAAUCCACGACGGUGUAUUGGAUUCGCUCGAAGGCGAAUGGGCCGUGGCGGUAGGGUGAUCUUUGAUCGCCUCCGGACGGAUUUCGAUGAACUCUGGCGCGGGUUGGACUUUACGAUAUACGAUGGGACGACGACGAAAAAGCCUGCAACGACGAACACCCCAGAAGAGGGAAUUCGUUUGAAGGAUUCGUUUAGUACAAAUGUAUAUAGCGAUGUCGGUCACAGAAACUCGAAUUUUGUGAAAGCUGGUGAUGAAUCGCGGACAAGUUUUGGUGUUUUAAACUGUGACGGUGAUUUUGUGAAGAGUGUGGUUAAAGAGGAGCCUGAAGAGGUGGCAGAGGAAGUCUCGAGAGUGAUGGAGGUGUCUGAACAUACCCCUGAGGAUCAAGAUGAAAUGGUGGAGUUUAUGCAAUCCAUACAAAAGGAUUGGUUACAUUUUCGACCAAAAACACCUUCUCCUGGUUACACACCACCCUGUCAUCUUCUUCCCCCUGAAGACAACACCUUUAUACCAAGUUCCAAUACGCCGUUUACGUUGGAGCUGCGUGGCAUUGACGACGUAACGUCAGCGCUGGCGGACAAUUCAACGUUCGUGACCGGCACGUUCCUUUACGAGGACCUCGCGCUGGACGGUUGUCUGGACGUGCCUGUAACAGACACCCGGCAAACCGUCGAGGGCUCAGCCCCGACGACCCAUAAUACGCUUAUUACCGCGAACGCGACAGCAGAAACUCCGACGACGACACCGUGUGUAAAUCCUAGAGAGGAUGAAAAAGUUAGUGUUGGUGGCGGCGAGGAACGAACUAUAGGUUGCUCUAGGUUCACCAUAAUCGACGUCGAUGGGAGUGCGGGUUCUUUUUCUUCGACCGGUGGCAGGGUCCCGUCACUCGCGAAUACCGCGACUAGUCCUAAGUUAGAUAGUGUUAAUGUCGCGUCCGAUGUACGACAGAGGUCGUCCUCAACACUCGCACCCGAUUGCGGUAACAAUGGGAAUAGUGCGAAUGGUAUUAUUUCUCAGUUCGGAAUGGACGUAUCUCCUUGUGUUAGAACAAAAUUAAAUAAGAAAUUAUACGCUUAUACCGGCGAAGUUGGGAGCGCAGGUACAAAUGCACUGAGCCUACUCACUUCAGCCCAUACUGUUACGCUUAAUAGUCAUAGUGCCAAUAUCUUGGAAAUACCAAUUUCAAACGACGCGGAUUCAGUACCAACAAAGGUGGUGGCCGCACAAUGCGAGACGAACUCAACACCCGCCAACAACAAUAAAAACAAGACCAUCGUUCGCAAGAAUAAUCUGGCGAUGGAGGUGACGUGAUGCCAAUGGCCGAGCCCGCAUUUUUUUAAUGAUAGCGGGAUGGCAUCAUGGAUUUUUCAGGACCGUUUUCACGUCCGUUUUUAUUUGGGUUCAAGGACUCUCUGAAAUGCCUGUCUGGUAAACAAAACAAAAACUGAUUUAAUUUAUUUUUUUUUAAACUUUAUAUCAUUCACCUCAAACACGUUUCUAAACUAAAAAAUGGUGAAAUUUUUGAAAUGUAUCUCACAACUCUUCUUUAUCGCUCCGUAUUAGAUUCGUAUUAGCUCAGUUUAAUUGAUGAAAGAAGUGUUUUUUUUUAUUAUUUGUUGAGGAUUAUAAAUGUAAAUAAUUUGUAAAAAUGGGUUAUGAAAAUGGUGAAGCAAUUUUUUUAAAGUACUGAGUAUAAAGUGUAAUUAUAAUUUUUUGACUGAUUGAUGAUAUAAGUAAAAAAGGGAUUAACAGAAAUAAAAUGAGAUUAAUAAGUGAGUUUAUUUUUUUGGAAAUUGUUUUUAUUUGAAUUAACUUUUUUAAAUCAAGUAACUUUACGUUUAUUUGUUAAUCAGUUACAACUUAGAUAAACUAUACUUUAUUAUGACAGGCAUUAUAAAAACGAUCUUGGAAAAGAAAUUAGCUAAAAAACUAAAAAAAAAAUUUAAAAACUAAAAAAAAAUUGUCCCAUUACAAUUUAUAAACACGGUAUUGUUCUAAUUUAUUCGUUUUUUGGUAUAAACGCCGUAACCGUAACUAUCUAUUUAGCGUUUAAGGAUACAAGAGGCUGUUGAUAUAAUUAGUUAAUAAUUUAUUACGUUUUGUAUCAUCGGAAAUGAAAUUUAAAAAGUAAUCGGAAAAAAAGAUCAUUUUUUUUAUGUGGAAUGUACUUACACAUUUAUUACAAAGAAUUUUUUUUACAAAAAUUUAUAACGUAGCGCGUAAGUUAAUUAUUUUUAUUUUUCAUGUACAUUUUUUUUCAUAUUUCGUCCCAUACUUGUAAAUAGUAUACUUAUAUAUUUUAUAGUAAAAAUUGUUUCCAUUUGCGUAAAAUUUGUCUUAUGUUAAGAUGAUGGGGCGAAAUGUGUUCACUUACAAAUUAAAAAAAAUAGUGAAUAAUCUAGCCGAUUAAUUCCUGUCGUUUUAGUGUAAAUACUAAUUUCACAAACACAACACAUAAAUAAUAAAGAAGAAAAAACGUUCAAUCUGUCGACAACAGCGUCUUAAAAACUAAGUAUUUCCUUUCAAUGGAAAGGGAUGAGUGUUUAAAUAUAACAAAAUAAAAAUUAAGAAAACGAUUAAACGAUUAAUAAUUCUUGGUUAACUAAACGUAAAUAAGUAAUUAUUAAUCGUGUAAUAGUUUAAAUAGUUUAGUUAAUUGUUUUAAAUGUAUCAAAAAAACAAGAAAAAAAUAAUGUGUCCAAUUAACUGUGUCUGAACUUUUAUAAAUAUUAUUUUUGCUUAUUUUUUCAACUACACAAAAAUAUUGAGCGAUACAUUUAUGUUAUUUUCCCUCAAAAUAAAAUAAUUACGUUUAAAAUAAAAAUUAAUCGAGAUAUGUAUGUUGCAUAAACAAAUAAGGCUGUUACAAAAUAAAACUAAACAAAAAAAAUAAUGCAUAUAACUAAAAAAAGGAAAUAAAAAUAACGAAAAAUAUUUGGUAUAAAUUAAAAAUUUAUAGUUAGCUCUCUUUUUUUUAAUAUAAAUCAAUAAAAAAAUGCGUGUUUACUUUUUAAGUAAGCUCCUUUGUAGGUUUGAAUUAUACAACAUUUUUUGUAAAAAAAUAAUUAUUUAACGUGUAUAUAUAGAUCUUAUUAUUCAUUUGUAUAUAUUGUACAUUUUGAUACCAAGUUCUUCUGUGAUUGACUAUUUUGUUUAAGAGUGGAAGAAAUAAAGCGAAACAAACUGCCUAGAAUGA